This is a messenger RNA of Capsicum annuum, 512 nucleotides long. RefSeq names its product loganic acid O-methyltransferase-like. The transcript has 3 exons. Gene Ontology annotation, molecular function: S-adenosylmethionine-dependent methyltransferase activity. Gene Ontology annotation, biological process: methylation. NCBI's taxonomy places the organism in Eukaryota, Viridiplantae, Streptophyta, Magnoliopsida, Solanales, Solanaceae. Bases 4 to 405 code for a protein of 133 amino acids. The record is from RefSeq and is a predicted model, not a curated record.
AAGAUGAAGAAAAAGCAUAUAUAUAUAUUAGCGUUAUUAUUCAAAAUGACAACAUCUUACCCUAUGAAUGCUGGUGAUGGUCCUUAUAGCUACUUUAAAAACUCCCAUUUGCAGAGAGAAGUGUUAGAUAAUUCAAAGGAAAUGGGAAUGCUUGAUGAAUCUUUAGUUGACUCGUUCAAUUUGCCAAUGUAUUUUCUUUCUCCUGAAGACAUGACUAAAGUGGUGGAGAAAAAUGGUUGUUUUAGUAUUGAGAUAAUGGAGUUGACAUAUCCCAAAUCAAAGCUUGUGGAUGAGGCUGAUGCAAAGACUUUAAUGAUAAAUCUAAGGGCUGUUUUAGAAGGAGUAAUAAUAAAUCAUUUUGCCUACCCAAACCAACAUUCGUCUAUCCAUUUCAACAUAUCAUAAUUUUAUCACAUUCCAACAAUAUUCAUGCUCAUUACGAAUUAAACAAAACAACAAUAAACCAAAGUUAAUCUAAAUUCAACUUUUUUUUAUCAAUUUCUCAAUUUCAU